This is a messenger RNA of Tetrahymena thermophila SB210, 309 nucleotides long. RefSeq names its product transmembrane protein, putative. Lineage: Eukaryota; Ciliophora; Oligohymenophorea; Hymenostomatida; Tetrahymenidae. The record is from RefSeq and is a predicted model, not a curated record. The transcript is spliced from 2 exons.
AUGGCUAAGUAAGAUUAAAUAAAUAUUAAUUGGCUUACCUUUUAAAUUAAAAUCCUAAUUGUAAUAGCUCAUUUUAAAAAGUAAGUUUUUUACAUAAAAAUAAUACAAAAAAAUUGUAAGAAAACUAAAAAAACUAAAUAUAGUAUGCAUGCUAUUUAAAGAAAGUAUCCUGAAUCAGUUAUCAACACUGCAGUUUCUGUAUUUUUGAUUAUACCAUCUGUAGAAAUAAGUAUCUUAAGAAGCAUAAACUUCACAGUCGAGGACACAGUCUAAAAAUUCUUGAGGAAGAAUAGAGUCAAUAUUGGUUGA